Messenger RNA from Bombus pascuorum, 1785 nucleotides. Its product is annotated as protein gooseberry-like. Gene Ontology annotation, biological process: regulation of transcription by RNA polymerase II; anatomical structure development. Gene Ontology annotation, molecular function: RNA polymerase II cis-regulatory region sequence-specific DNA binding; DNA-binding transcription factor activity, RNA polymerase II-specific. Lineage: Eukaryota; Metazoa; Arthropoda; Insecta; Hymenoptera; Apidae. Bases 271 to 1761 code for a protein of 496 amino acids. The record is from RefSeq and is a predicted model, not a curated record. The transcript has 5 exons.
UCUGUCCAGAUCUAGCUCAACUGUAGAAGGACUAUAGUGGUGUAUAGUUGAUCCUGAUCGACGGUGGGGAUACGUACGAACUCGGAUUUUAAGUGACAGUUCGUCGGCUCUGGACCAAAAGCUCUGGAUUCAGUGGGAUACACUGUGUUCGUUCGAUCGUGUGAUACGGCGAGUUUUUGAUUUUUGUGAAUGCUGCUCCGCAGCCAGGAACAGUGGUGCGAGAACUUUUAUUGGGUUUCAUGAGAGGACUGGAGGCGCGACCGCGCUGAGAUGACGGUGACAACAAACUUCUCAAUGAUGCGACCUUGUUUUACUGGAUACCCUUUUCAAGAUUUGGGAUCGAUACCAGGUCAAGGACGCGUUAACCAACUUGGUGGUGUUUUCAUAAAUGGGAGACCGUUACCAAAUCAUAUUCGGCUAAAAAUCGUGGAAAUGGCUGCAGCUGGGGUCAGACCCUGUGUGAUUUCGAGACAGCUAAGGGUAUCUCAUGGAUGUGUUUCGAAAAUUUUGAACCGCUACCAAGAAACUGGAAGCAUCAGGCCUGGCGUGAUCGGCGGCAGCAAGCCUAGAGUCGCCACACCAGAAGUAGAGAAUAGGAUCGAAGAGUACAAACGCGAUAAUCCGGGAAUAUUCUCGUGGGAAAUACGCGACAGAUUGAUAAAGGAAGGAAUUUGCGACCGGACUAGCGCUCCAAGCGUCUCGGCGAUCUCAAGACUACUCCGAGGUCGCGACCCCGAGGAUGAAACCAAACUUGGCGACCGCGAUGGUAAAACGAGUUCCGGGUCUGAUUGUGAGAGCGAGCCAGGAAUUCCUCUAAAAAGAAAACAACGUAGGAGCAGGACGACCUUCACAGCUCAUCAAUUAGACGAACUAGAACGGGCAUUCGAACGAACCCAAUAUCCAGACAUUUAUACCAGAGAAGAAUUAGCUCAGAGGACCAAAUUGACUGAAGCCAGAAUUCAAGUUUGGUUCAGCAAUAGAAGGGCCAGGUUAAGGAAACAGCUAUCUUCAACUUCUGGUGGUUACGUCGGUUCAGUCGCAUAUCCUGCAGCAUCUUACGUUUUACAUCCGCCUGCUGCACCUCACCCACACGCUACAACUGCUGUUCCACCGGGUCAUCCGCAUCCUCAUUCUCAUGGGCAAACUUUACCUGAUAGCACAUUCUCGUCGAGUCAAGUUCCAGAACUCUAUUCAUCUCACCAUGGCACGAUGUCGCAUCAAUUAACUACGGAUUCAACUCGUCUGUCUUCAUCUGUCGGAUCCACACCGGCUUACGGUCUUCCAGCAUCGGUAACUUAUCCCAGCUCGCUGUUACCAGCAACAUCAACCAGCAGCACUCACAUGAGCCAUCAAAUGUCUCCAGUAGCUGCAGCUUCCUCUUCAACGUACCAACAGGCCAGUAGUCAUCAACUUCCAACAACACCGAACUCUUUGGUCACCAUGAUGGGUUCAAAUUCUGGAAACUCAAAUCCAGCGUCCGAACAAUUAGCUUCGGCGGACCUACCGAUUAGCUCGGUGUCUCCUGUCCAACAGCAGCAACAACAGCAACAGCAGGCGAGUCAGGGAAACUCUUCGCCAACGUGGAAUAUUCCGAUUUCUAGCGGAGGAAGAGUUGGACUUCCGAGUCCACCAACGAGCCUGCAACAGUCUCAUGCUCACGCUACACAUCCUCAUCAAGCUUUCGCUAGUCAUUAUAGCGCUCAAGGUUUUCAACAACCAGCCAGACCUGCUCCUCAUCAACCGUUUUAUAGUUGGUAUUGAGGAGAUUAGAAAUUUUGAGGAUUU